CUCGCCUCAAAGUGGUGUUGCCUUUUGGAAAGAUGACCAACAACAGAAGUCUCAUUGUAAACAUUCCAGAAGUUCGUUUAGAAAACUUCACGUUAAUUGUCGUCGAUCUUUACAGGCAGUGGGUUCUUCAUAAUUUCAAGAAACUGUCCCAUGAUUUCCGGAACAAGGAUGAGGUCAUAUCUGGACAUUGGGCACUGGUUUCUGGUUCUGUAAAGGACUCGAACGGGGAAAGCAUCCUUGUAUAUUUUGAUAAGCUGAUGGAUCCAUAUCUUCGACUUCAUACUACUGAUUAUCUCAACUACGGAGGCUUUGGUGCAUUCCUAGCGAGAGAAAUAUCGAAAUCUUUGCUUUCUAUGGAAGUGGGAGAGCUGCCUGCGGAGCAAAAGACCACCUGGGACGCCUUGUUGAGUACUAGAAAUGCCAGUCAAUGCCUACUCAACUUUUUUGCAGAGAAUUUUGAUAUUGAUUCCGAGAAAAAUCGGCACGAUGCUAUGCGAGUAAUCUUCUUGGAUAGAAUGUCUCUGGAAAUAGCAUACGAAAGUGCGAAAUCCAUGGUGCCCAGUAACCCCUGAUGAUAUCUUACCUGGAUUGGACUUGAGAGAGUUCAAGAUGUUCUUCCUCGCUUACGCGCAGGGUUUUUGCAGCAAUGAAGACGUAAGAGAUCCAACAGCAUACAUUCCAGUUCGAAAAAGGAUCAACGCUGCCGUGUCGAGUUUCCGUAGCUUCGCGGAUACUUUCCAAUGUGAUUCUCUUCCUGCAUGCCACCUGUGGAUGUGAGCCAGCUUCCCGCGCAUUUUGCUCGAAAUAAGAACUUUUUUUACGUAAAAAAAGUGUCGCAGUCGAAUUGUGUUUCUUUUGUAAAUAAAUAUUAUUAAAAAUCA
This is a messenger RNA of Uloborus diversus, 881 nucleotides long. RefSeq lists its product as uncharacterized. The transcript is spliced from 9 exons. Gene Ontology annotation, molecular function: metallopeptidase activity. The record is from RefSeq and is a predicted model, not a curated record. NCBI's taxonomy places the organism in Eukaryota, Metazoa, Arthropoda, Arachnida, Araneae, Uloboridae. Bases 33 to 572 code for a protein of 179 amino acids.